UCGUAGUAGUCGGAGCGGCAGCAGGUGGAGGAACAACAGCGGCAGCAGCCAAUACUCCUCCUGCCAAUACUCCUCCAGCCAAUACUCCUCCUGCAACAGGAAAUUCUACUAACAGCGCGCUUCCUGUUCUUCCUCCUACUUCUGGUGCCAAUGGAACAACACUAUCAUGGGAUGAUUGUGUUGCGUACGGUAAAAAAUGCCGAGAUGUUAUAUGCGCAUUCCAAAACUACACCGCUACGUGUAAAAAUGGUGGUUCAUGUACAUGUUUCGAUAAAUUGGCAAGCGGAUCAGAGAGUAGUAUGGAGAAUUUGCGUGAAUUGAUGGUUUUAGGUGUUGUGAGUAUCGCCAGUUUAGCGCUUGUCGGUGUAAGCUUCGGGUUUUAA
This is a messenger RNA of Paraglomus brasilianum, 383 nucleotides long. NCBI's taxonomy places the organism in Eukaryota, Fungi, Glomeromycota, Glomeromycetes, Paraglomerales, Paraglomeraceae. The record is from the annotation of a GenBank genome assembly.